AUGGACGAAACAGAGAACAAUACCUCCAUAGAUUCUGUAGAGGUUGGGCCGUCGAGCCCAAGAGUCGUCGCUACGCCACGUAUUCCAAUUCCUGUGAUGAUGCGUGAGACGCCGUUGUCGACGAAACGCGAACGGCAAGCGCUCACACCCCGAUUCAGACGUCCAGCGCCACGAAUGAUCAAAACGGUACCGCAGACUAGAAGCAUAUGGUCUGUGCGGAAGGAUACCACACCGCAAUUGGUCACCCCACAUGGUCCUCAAGAACUGGAAUCUCCUCACUACGAUCGUGCAAAUACACAAACUUUUUUCGAGCAAGUCUUCCAAAUUGACGAAAUAAUCGGUCGCGGCUCAUUCGGAGAAGUCUUCGCUGCUCGUUGUCGUGAAGAUUCCCGCCUCUAUGCAGUGAAAGUUUCGAUCGCUCCGAUGCGUCAACACUCGAUGAGCAAGUAUCGUGAGGCUGAAAGUCAUAUGAUCAUUCCACCACACAAGAAUCUUGUCAAAUUCUAUCGGGCUUGGGAGGAAACUGACCGUCUUUAUAUUCAAACGGAGCUAUGUGAACAAAGUCUGCAGCAAUACUGCUCUGUACAACAUGCUCUUCCGGAGAACGAGAUAUGGAAUAUUUUCGUGGAUUUGUUGGAGGCUGUUCACCAUUUACACUCGAAUGAUAUGAUUCAUGAUGACAUUAAGCCAGAGAACAUCUUUCUGACUAAACACAAAAUUUGCAAAUUGGGUGACUUUGGUUUGGUCAUCAACUUGAAGAAUCCAAACGAUGUAAAAUCUGCUGAAGAAGGCGACUCAAAGUAUCUAGCGCCAGAAGUGCUUAACGGCAAGCCCACAUUUGCCUCCGACAUUUUCAGUCUAGGUGUGACGAUUCUCGAAGCAGCUACGGACUUGGACGUACCAUCCAAUGGAGACGCAUGGCAUCAGAUUCGAAACGGGCAGAUCCCUGAGCGUUUCUUCGUCGGAAUUUCCAGCGACCUUCGAGUCUUGAUCGAACAAAUGAUAAAUAAGGAACCAAUGAAGCGCCCAACUAGUGACGCUCUCCGGAAGCAUCUGUCUAUCAGAACUCGAUUAGAUUCGCGAAGGAGGUACAUCUUGUCCAUGGAUAUGCGUGACGGCUUCUGUAACUUGAUGAGCUCGAUUCUUGUCUGGUGCAUGGCAUUUUUGUCCGUUGUUUUCCAUCCAGUUACACGAUUCCACGAGGCCAUCAAUAACCGCAGAUCCGAGCUUUGCGCGCAAUUCGUGAAUAACCAACAGCACACACCCAUCCAGACACCUGAAACGUCAAAGGUGUACUCAGAAUCGCUGACUGGGGUAGCUCUCCGACAGGCCUCUCAAAUUUCGCCAUUUGAUUUUUCGGAUGAUGAGAAUCCACCACAUUCACAACGUCGUCUUUUCACUGGACCGGUGUCACGCCGUCUGAAUUUCGACGACGAGAUGGAAGAUGAGGAGCAAGCAACGUGUUCGUCAUCUAACUCAUCGGCUAUUGAAACUGCUGAGGACUCGCUUAGUUCUCCGAAAAAGCCGGUUAUUCCUGUAACGAGACAGGGAACACCGAAAUCUGCUCGGCGUCUCAUUCCAAGCUACCGUAACCGCUCCGGAUCCCGAGAUCCUACUCAUCACGCUGGUGCUGGCGACAGCAUGAAUUCCUCGAUUUUGGAUCAAGAACGUACUGAUCGUUAUCUGAGAAUGCGUCUUGCCGAACAACAGCUCGACUGGAAUGAUCACUCAAAUAUGAUUGACGAGGCACCACCUCCAAUGUCGUGUCCACCACGGAUUCGUCGAAGUCUUCGUGAUAUGCCUCGCAUGCCGGUUCUCAACUUCAAUUUGUUAGAUGAGCCGAUCAAGAAAGGAAAAGAGAAGCCAGUUGUGGAACCCGCAGAACUUCGGCAAAGGCCAAUGAGAAACGGAUUAAAAUCGUUGCGAUCCAGAAUGGCAUCGUUUCAAGGAUCUUCUGGGGAUGAAAACUAA
Caenorhabditis briggsae is the source of this 1971-nucleotide messenger RNA. RefSeq names its product Protein CBR-WEE-1.3 (gene Cbr-wee-1.3). Bases 1 to 1971 code for a protein of 656 amino acids. Gene Ontology annotation, molecular function: protein kinase activity; ATP binding. Lineage: Eukaryota; Metazoa; Nematoda; Chromadorea; Rhabditida; Rhabditidae. The transcript is spliced from 7 exons. Gene Ontology annotation, biological process: protein phosphorylation. The record is from RefSeq and is a predicted model, not a curated record.